Lycium barbarum (goji berry) is the source of this 1266-nucleotide messenger RNA. Its product is annotated as phospholipase A1-II 1-like. The coding region runs from base 1 to 1212 and encodes 403 amino acids. The transcript is spliced from 3 exons. Lineage: Eukaryota; Viridiplantae; Streptophyta; Magnoliopsida; Solanales; Solanaceae. The record is from RefSeq and is a predicted model, not a curated record. Gene Ontology annotation, molecular function: glycerophospholipid phospholipase A1 activity. Gene Ontology annotation, biological process: lipid metabolic process.
AUGAGUAGCAUAGCUGAAAAAUGGGAGCAGCUUAGUGGCAAAGAAAAUUGGAAAGGGUUAUUAAACCCUCUGGAUCUUGAUCUUCGAAAAUACAUCAUUCAAUAUGGAGAAUUAGCUGAAUCUACUUAUGACACUUUCAUUUCAGAACAAGUGUCAAAAUAUGCUGGAAGUAGCAGGUACUCGAAAGAACACCUCUUAGCUAAAGUUGGACUAGAUCCAGAAAUGUAUCACGUAACUAAAUUUUUUUACGCGACAUCAUCCUUUCCACUUCCCGAGGCCUUUAUGAUAAAAUCAUGGUCAAGGGAAGCAUGGAGUAAGGAAUCAAAUUUCAUGGGGUAUGUUGCUGUGGCAACAGAUAAAGGGAAGGCAGUGUUAGGAAGAAGGGACAUUGUUAUUGCAUGGAGAGGAACAAUUAGAACAUUGGAAUGGGUUAAUGAUCUUCAAUUUUUACUAGUCCCUGCACCUAAAGUUUUUGGUGGUGGGAGUUCUAUAUUACCUUUGUUAAAACCAUUGGUGCAUCAAGGAUGGAACAGCAUAUAUACAUCUGAUGAUCCAAAAUCACCAUUUAAUAAGACCAGUGCUCGAGACCAGGUCCUAGAAGAAGUGAAAAGAUUAGUCGAGAAGUACAUGAAUGAACAAGUUAGCAUCACAGUGACAGGUCACAGCCUAGGUGCAGCACUUGCAACCUUAAAUGCAGUUGAUAUAGUUUACAAUGGAUUCAACAAAACAAGCAAAGGCAAGGAGUUCCCAGUGACAGCUUUUGCAUUCGCAAGCCCAAAUGUUGGAGAUCUCAAUUUCAGGGCAGCAUUUUCCAAACUGAAAAAUCUCCAUAUUUUAAGAGUUGAAAACGUGUUAGAUAUUGUUCCAAAAUAUCCACCCAUUGGCUAUAUAGAUGUUGGCGAGGUACUAAUAAUUGACACUGCCAAAUCCGAUUAUUUGAAAUCUCCAGGAAAUGUCUUCUAUCGGCAUAAUUUGGAGGCUUAUUUGCAUGGAGUAGCAGGCACUCAAGGUGUAGGAAUAAUGGUAGGAGAAAUUUUGGGUGAUUUUAAAUUAGAGGUGAAUCGUGAUGUCGCUCUUGUUAAUAAAUCUACAGAUGCGUUGAAGGGAGAAUAUGGUGUGCCUGCUAAUUGGUGGGUUGAAAAGAACAAAGGGAUGGUUCAGAAGGAAGAUAAAUCUUGGGUUCUCUUGGAUCGAGAGGAGUAUGAAAUUUGAGAGCAUUCAAAUGUUAUGUUUAUUUUCAAUUUGGUUUAAUUUAUUUUCAUAUAU